This is a messenger RNA of Anthonomus grandis grandis, 2439 nucleotides long. RefSeq names its product transcription factor IIIB 90 kDa subunit (gene Brf). Lineage: Eukaryota; Metazoa; Arthropoda; Insecta; Coleoptera; Curculionidae. The coding region runs from base 200 to 2128 and encodes 642 amino acids. The transcript has 13 exons. The record is from RefSeq and is a predicted model, not a curated record. Gene Ontology annotation, molecular function: TBP-class protein binding; RNA polymerase III general transcription initiation factor activity; RNA polymerase III type 3 promoter sequence-specific DNA binding. Gene Ontology annotation, cellular component: transcription factor TFIIIB complex; nucleus; transcription preinitiation complex. Gene Ontology annotation, biological process: transcription preinitiation complex assembly; DNA-templated transcription initiation; transcription by RNA polymerase III.
UAUGUAAUUUGAUAAAGUUGAAAACAUUGUGUUUUUAAUUUAAAAUUUGCAACAAUAUUGCACGAAAUAUUUAAUAUAUUAACCCAAAGCGCUGCCAAACUUAUCUAGUUUGGUAACGAUCGAUAACCCCUUUAUAGUACUGUGACGGUCAUCGCCGGUUUUACUUGAAAACGCUGUCGUUUUCGCGAACAAACAGAAAAUGUCGUCAGGUAGAAAAUGUAAAAAUUGCGGUAGUUCGGAUAUCGAAGUAGAUCCCGCGAGGGGCGACGCAGUGUGCACCAAUUGUGGGUCUGUGCUCGAGGAAAACGUAAUCGUUGCCGAGGUACAGUAUGAAGAAGGGGCACAUGGUACAAGUAGUGCUAUUGGACAGUUUGUUGCCUCUGAUUCCAAAGGGGGCUCUGCUAAAUUUGGAGCUUCAUUCCAUGUCAGAAGCCAUGGUGUAGAGUCUAGAGAGGUUACACUAAACAAAGCACGAAAUGGCAUUACGCAACUUGGAGUACAGUUGAAACUGAAUCAACAUUGCAUUGACACAGCUUGUAAUUUUUUCAAAAUGGCUCUCUCUAGGAAUCUGACGAGAGGAAGAAGAAAUACUCAUAUUCAUGCUGCGUGCAUUUAUUUGAGUUGCAGAACUGAAGGAACUGCACAUUUACUUAUCGAUAUUAGUGAUGUGCUUCAAAUAUGCUGUUAUGAACUGGGACGAACCUAUUUAAGAAUGUCACAGGCGUUAUGUAUAAAUGUUCCCUCUGUUGAUCCAUGCCUGUAUAUAUUACGGUUUGCCUCCAAGCUAGAAUUUGGAGCAAAAACCCAACAAGUCACCAACACUGCCUUACGACUAGUCCAAAGAAUGAAGCGAGACAGUUUGCAUUCAGGAAGAAGACCUUCAGGAUUAUGUGGUGCAGCUCUUUUAAUCGCCUCAAGGCUCCACGAAUUUAACAGGUCAAUAGGAGAUGUUAUUAAAGUAGUAAAGGUACAUGAAUCUACUAUGAGAAAAAGACUGAUAGAAUUUGGCGAAACUCCCAGUAGUGCUCUAACGCUGGAUGAGUUCAUGACUGUGGAUUUGGAGGAAGAGCAAGAUCCACCCGCUUUUAAGGCAGCUAGGAAAAAAGAUAAAGAACGUUUGCAGAAGCUCUUGGAAGAAGAAUCAGAAGGCUUCACUGAUUUACAGCGACAGAUAGAGCAACAGCUGGAACAAACACAGAGUAGAAAAUUGUAUCCACUUAAAGGAACUUCCAAAAAGUUGGAACAUCACGAGACCAGCCAAUUUAUUCAUGAAUCCACUAUGGGCACAAUAAAUGCAAUUUUAGAGCAGGAUCUAGAUGAUCCUGAACCCGUCGAACUUGUAGGAUUAGGCCCAAACAUUGAAAGUAUCGGUCUACCUUCCUCACUAGACGACACGGCCAAUGCUCCUAAAGGGCAGAUUGCAGAAGAGAUUGAUAUGGAUCUUAACUUUGAUGAUUUGGACGAUGAGGAAAUUGACUCUUAUAUAAUGUCCGUGCCAGAAUACGAAAUGAAGAGUGAAAUUUGGCACGAACUGAAUGCAGAUUAUCUGCAGAAGGUUAAAGAAAAGGAGGAACGUCUGCAAAAGGAGCGUGAAGAGGGUAAACCUGAAAAGAAACCGCGAAAAAGGCCCGCUAGAAAACCCAAGACCGCUCCUGCUAGUUCAGCUGGGGAGGCAAUAGAGAAAAUCAUACAAGAGAAGAAGAUAUCUUCGAAAAUCAAUUAUGAUGUUCUGAAGAAUCUUAAGACAGCGCCUGCGAAUGUUGAGGUGCCUAUUAAAGAAGAUAUAUCACCGACAACAUCGGAUUCUAUAAAACGAAGACGAUUAUCGUCAGUUAGUAGUCUAACCUCCGUCGAUGACCAAUCGUUUAAAAAACCUGCUAAAUCCAGAAAAUUGGUAGAUGUAGGGUUGCCUUUUCUGGAUGACAGUCCCGCCACAAGUAAAGUUCAAGAUAAGCCAGUCCCGGAACCCCAGAAAGUAGACCACGUUUCAGAAGAAGAGGAUUACGAAGAAGACUUUGACGAAGACGUGGAGCCGCAAAACGAGUCAGCCAAUGAGAUGGGAGUGAUGCAGUUAUUAAAGCAGCACCAAGAAAAUGAAGUUGGAGGAGGAAAACGAGUUUGGAUAUGACGAUUAUGGCUACGACGAAGAUUAUUAGAGGAGGCCAGCAAAGACAGAUUGUCAAGUGUGAGGAGAGGAUUUUCAAAAGGAUGAUAUUUGGAAGUUAUUGUUGACAUACUUGCCGCUUUAUAUGCUGACGAACAAAAUAUUAUUGUACGUACCUAUUUUACUGUAUUGUAUUCGCUUAUUUACUUUUUAGCAGAUAUUUUGUACAUAUGUUUUUUUUUCAUUGUUAUUUAUUACUUUAACUUAUAUCUAAAUAUUUUUUUAUACGAUUAGGAAAUUAUUCUAUUGUUAAAAAUUAAAAUAAUUAUCAAUUA